CAAUUGUGAGAAAAAAAGUCAGAAUUGUUGCGAUUAACUUUUUUAUUUUUUAUUUCAUGGUGGAAACCAUACAUUUUCAUUCUUUCGUGAGUGGAUUAUUAGUGGAGUAUUUUGUGUUACUAGUGUAAAAUAGAUUUAUUAAAGGAAUUGAGGCUGAAAUAUUAAAAUUCUAUUAAAAAUACACAUUUGUGCCAAAAUUGAUGCUGUUGGCAUUAACACAGGCAAAAUUAUCAAAUAAACAAAACUGAAAAAGACAAAAAAAACUUUGUGUGGAUAAGAGCAUCUGCUCAAUGUAAAUGUGAAUGUAUUUAUUGGUCAGAGCGUAUAUACGUUUGAGCUAAACGUCUGAGAAAGGCAUGCAUGGAAAGAAGAUACAGGAAGUGUGAGGAACCCAGUGGCCCUCAGAAAAGGCCCACAGACCAAGUGGCAACAUCUCCAAACUUGUCAGCACAAGCGGGUCGACAACGUAGUCCUGCCCUCUAUCCCCGAUCACAAGAUCCACAAGGACGAGGCUGUUUUUCUUCUCUCACCACAUCAACCUGUCAAGGCAGAAGGGAGAAAACCGGACGGGCACAAACACGGCAGGUGUCUUAUGUCACAUCAUCCUCAUCCUUACAAUUCAUAUCUAAUGGCUCUUUCUGUGCUUUCUCGAGUCCUGAGUCUCUGCGUCCUGCUGCUGUCGUGGGCUGAGUGCAGUCCGAUUCCACCUCCGGAAGAGCGGGAUAACGUGGACAUGCAAGAGGUUCUGGGUCAGUUCCUUCAAAUGUUGAAUCUGACCGAUCAGGGGCCCCGGACAAGGCCCCGCUCCAGCCGCACGGAGCCGCCGGAAUACAUGCUGGAACUUUACAACCGAUUCGCCAACGACCGCAGCGCCUCGCCGGCAGCCAACAUUGUGCGAAGUUUCAGAAAUGAAGACCACACCUCACACGGGCGGACGCACCGUCUCCUGUUCAACGUCUCUAUGCCGCCACACGAGCGUGUCGUCAGCGCUGAGCUGCGUCUUCACGUGCUUCUCAAGAGAGACUCGCGCCAGCGUAUCGGAGCGGGAUGGAAGGUGACCAUAUUUGACAUGUUGCAGGGCGGACGCUACAGGACCGGUGAGAGAGACGCGCUGGCGUCGAAGCACGUCCAUCGUAAGGACAGCGGAUGGGAAGUCUUUGAUAUGACGAACGCUGUCCAGCAUUGGCGGAAGGUCAGUAUUGUGACCCCCAGGCUGGAGGUUCGUAUUGAAAAUCUGAACGCGUUUAGGAAUACGAACGAGCGGCAAUACGCAGACCUGGACAUCGACAGGAAUUCUGAUGGAAAACACGAGCCGGCGCUGAUCGUCUUCUCAGAUGAUCAGAGUGAAGACCGUCACGUGAUUGAAGAGGACAACAAACUGUGGACAGAUGAAGAGGAGCAGAUGCACUCAAACGAGAUCUACGAGGACGGCUCAAGAGUCCGGCGCAGCGCUAAAGUGGAGGACUGCAAAAAAGCCGAGAUGUAUGUCGAUUUUAAGGAUAUAGGCUGGGACAACUUCAUCCUGGCGCCAUCUGGUUAUCAGGCGUUCACCUGCCGCGGCGUGUGCAAUUAUCCUUUGGCUCGGGAAUUGACGCCGACCCAACACGCCAUCGUCCAAACGCUGCUCAAUCUCAAGAGUCCUCAGAGGGCCUCGCAGGCUUGCUGUGUGCCAACUGAGUUAAAACCAAUAUCCCUCCUGUAUGAGGAAAACGGCAUUGUGGUUUUAAAUAAUAAAUACGAGGGGAUGGUGGUCAAGGAAUGUGGAUGCAGAUAGUCCAAAAAACAAGAAAUCUCCGGAAAAGACUGUUUAGUGUUUAAAACAAGUGCCUACAUUAAAUCAUAAACCGGAUGUGAAUCAUCUUGCAUCUCAUUAAUCAACAUAGGAUGUUAGUAGUUUCACACAUGCUGCUUCGUGAACUGAACAUCCUGGCGCCACUAACUGCAGUUUAUUUAGGCCUCAUGUAUAUUUACUUGUUGUAAAUUAGUCAGUUUUCUAUUGCACACCCUGCUGUAAUAUAUAACACACUGCUUUUGGGUGUUUAAUCAUUUAUAAUGAGAGAAGUUCAAACUAAACCUGCUGAAAUAACAGUGUUAUGCUGCUUGAUCUGAUUGCUUUUAUCUGCAAGAACAAGCAAAAACAUUGAUUUUUCAUGCACUGGUCAAUUUUGAGAUUUUGGACUUUACAUAAUGUCUUGUUUCAGACUAGUGGAAGAAAACAUCCAAACUACACUUUUAAGUGUUUCUUUUUUUAUUGCACUUUAUUUAUUUGCGUCGGUAGAUUUCAAUUCAAAAGUUUUUUUCUCCACUUCAGCAGCACUUACAUAUACCAAAAUUUACAGUUUUCUUCCUAUCUAUAUUCUGAAGGUUUUUACUGAGGGGUUUGUUCAUAUUGUAUAAAUUCAACAUCCAAACUACACUUUUAAGUGUUUAUUUUAUUGCACUUUAUCUAUUUGCGUCUGUAGGUCCAGUACAUUUCUUUAAAGAGUUUUUUCUCCACUUCAGCAGCACUUACAUACACCAAAAUUUACAGUUUUCUUCCUAUC
This is a messenger RNA of Megalobrama amblycephala (Wuchang bream), 2543 nucleotides long. Its product is annotated as bone morphogenetic protein 10-like. Gene Ontology annotation, biological process: BMP signaling pathway; SMAD protein signal transduction. Gene Ontology annotation, cellular component: extracellular region. The transcript has 2 exons. Bases 593 to 1774 code for a protein of 393 amino acids. Gene Ontology annotation, molecular function: cytokine activity; growth factor activity. NCBI's taxonomy places the organism in Eukaryota, Metazoa, Chordata, Actinopteri, Cypriniformes, Xenocyprididae. The record is from RefSeq and is a predicted model, not a curated record.